CGGUAGAUCCCAAACAUUCGCUUCCCUGGCCACUUGUUGAGGAGGUUUCGGAAUCGUCGGCUGUAAAACAUUGGUGAGUUUCGGCGUGUAACUUCGGGGCAUGCACCAUACCGGUACCUACCACCGGCACGAGUUGUUAUGAAAUGAAGUGCGCCCUCUGUCGGAAUGUCCCCUUCAAUAAUUAUUGAACAUGUGUCAAUGAUGGUGCAAUAUUUAAUGUCAUCAUCAGAAGUUGAGAACCGCAACGAAGGCAACAAAAUCGCUUCUUGGGCUAGUAGUACUACUAUUGCUUUAUUGAAAAGUCUGAACAUCAAGACGUGAGGAUGUCGUCUGGCAGGACCUACACCCAGGAACUGGAGUACCUGCACCAGCUUUCGCCCAAUUUAUGGCAGAUCAAGAAAGGUUUCGUCCCUAACAUGAAGGUGGAGGGACGUUUCUAUGUCAACAAACAAUUGGAGAAGCUGAUGUUUGAGGAACUGAGGAAUUCUUGUGGAAAGUCAUUGGGUGGGUUUUUACCAGGCGUGAAGCAGAUCGCCAAUGUGGCCGCCUUGCCAGGAAUCGUUGGCUACUCAGUGGGUCUUCCAGAUAUUCACUCAGGCUACGGCUUUGCAAUAGGCAACAUGGCAGCCUUUGACAUGGAUGACCCCAACGCUGUUGUAUCACCUGGGGGUGUUGGCUUUGACAUCAACUGUGGAGUCAGAGUCCUGCGCACAAAUCUGGAUGAGAAAGACGUCCUGCCGGUAAAGGAACAGCUGGCCCAGGCCAUGUUUGAUCACAUACCAGUGGGAGUAGGUUCCAAAGGUGUAAUCCCCAUGGGAGCAAGGGAUUUGGAAGAGGCAUUGGAGAUGGGUAUGGACUGGUCUCUCCGAGAAGGCUAUGCUUGGGCAGAGGAUAAGGAGCAUUGCGAGGAGUAUGGACGUAUGCUUCAGGCUGAUCCAGGCAAGGUCAGCUCCCGGGCCAAAAAGAGAGGGCUCCCCCAGCUGGGGACGCUAGGCGCUGGUAACCACUACGCCGAGAUCCAGGUAGUGGACGAGAUCUACAACGAGCACGCCUCCAAGAAGAUGGGCAUUGAUCAUAAGGGACAGAUCUGCGUGAUGAUUCACAGUGGGAGCAGAGGUCUUGGCCACCAGGUGGCCACCGAUGCCCUGGUUGCCAUGGAGAAGGCCAUGAAGAGAGACAAGAUAGAUGUGAAUGACCGACAGCUGGCUUGUGCCAGGAUUCAGUCGGCUGAGGGCCAGGAUUACUUGAAGGCCAUGGCUGCGGCUGCUAACUACGCCUGGGUCAACCGGAGUAGUAUGACCUUCCUGUCUAGACAGGCUUUUGCAAAGCAGUUUCAGGAAACACCAGAUGAUCUGGAUAUGCAAGUUAUCUAUGACGUGUCUCACAACAUAGCCAAAGUUGAAGAACACAUCUUGGAUGGCCAACAGAGGACAUUGUUGGUCCAUCGGAAGGGGUCAACCAGAGCGUUUCCACCCCAUCACCCUCUCAUACCUGUUGACUACCAGAUGACCGGCCAACCAGUUCUGAUUGGUGGAACCAUGGGAACGUGUAGUUAUAUUCUGACAGGAACACAGAAAGGAAUGAGUGAGACAUUUGGAACCACGUGUCACGGAGCUGGGCGUGCUUGGUCCCGAUCCAAAUCACGCCGUAACCUGGACUACCACGCCGUGCUUAGUAAGCUUCAAAGCCAAGGUAUCUCCAUCCGAGUUGCCUCUCCUAAACUCGUCAUGGAGGAGGCACCAGAAUCGUACAAGAAUGUCACAGACGUGGUGGAUACCUGUCACAUGGCCAACAUCAGCAAGAAGGCCAUUAAGCUGAGACCGAUCGCAGUCAUUAAAGGAUAACCGCUGCUAGGGACCUUGUUGUGAAGCACAUUAAUUUGGCUGCACAAUUUGUAAAGAGAGAAAAAAAAAGAGAAACUAUCGAGGGUUACUUUCAGCUGGUUUUAGGAGGUUUUUCGUGGCAGAAAUUGACCUUUGGUCAGUAUGUGCCUCAACUAAUUACAUCGUUGGGGUCGGCACAGGAACACGCCAGCAAAGAUGAGAAUCACUUACAUGUAUAUAACAAGAUGGCGGUGCAGUCCAUCAUAACUUUUUUUCUCGUAAGGAAAUACACAGAUGGUUGGACAGACAAAUUACUGGUAACAAGGGGCUGUAAUCGUACCUUUAGUAAGACUUAUCUGUUUAGAAUAUUUGCUGAGGGGAAAUUGGCCUUUUCAACUUUUUUAGUUUAGUUUAGGAGAGCUGCUGUGCCCUUGUCGGACUUCAGCAUUUUUGCAUAACUGAGGUCAAAUAGGUAUGCUUUUCAGUAGAAUUAUCAGGGUUUCUUUAUGGCACUUGGUCGCAGAAAGCUCAUGAAGCAUAGAAUGCAAGAAAAAAAAAAGAUGCAAAAUUGCCCUAACAGGUGAACUGUACACUCUUUAAUCCCUGCUUCCUCUAUUUAUCCUGUACUGGGUUGAUACUGACAGAACUCACUCCAUUAUAUGUACAUACAAAAUGACUGUAUUGUCAUAUACUGGACUGUUGACAGGCCCGUAGGCUGGGGGGGGCGGGUUUGAGGGGUUCGAACAACCCCCCCCCUUGCUUCUGAGUUCUGCUUGUUGGUGGUCUUUUUUUUUUUUUACUGAAUAUUUUAAAUAGACUGUAAUAUUCGGCAUACGAGCCACGGCUUAUGCGUUGAUUCUCAAGCACAAGCUGACCACAAUUUUGCAUAUUAAUGAGUCAAUCUCUAGUCAUAUUUACCGUCAGGAAGUUCUGGCAAAUAUCCACAUUUUAGGUGUUUCAAAGGGUUUGAAAUCAAUGUAUUUUGUUCAGUUUAUUCAAUAUUGAAAACUACAAUGUCCAAGUCUAAAUGCAACCUUUGGUUCACGACAGACAUGCAACUUUUCAAUGUUGUAUUCCAAAGCUCAUUGUGAUAGGCCUUUGUAUAAAAAUAUGUGUUCACAGUGCCAAGAGUUCCACUUUUGGUUUGACGAACCCCCCCUCCCCCAGUCUCUGCUCAGGCAACGGCGGGGCCUGGUUGACAAGAUAGACAAGGCUUCAAUCCAUUGUUGGACCUUCCCAAGGAAUUUGGAUAACCAGCCACAGCGUAAUUGUUUUCAAAAAAAUUAUAUUAAUCACCAAAUUCAAUUUUGUCAUUUUGUUGAUUCAGACGUUUUGAAUAAAGUAACAAUUCAUCAUACUAG
Messenger RNA from Acanthaster planci (crown-of-thorns starfish), 3184 nucleotides. RefSeq names its product RNA 2',3'-cyclic phosphate and 5'-OH ligase (gene rtcb). The record is from RefSeq and is a predicted model, not a curated record. Gene Ontology annotation, molecular function: RNA ligase (ATP) activity; RNA ligase (GTP) activity. NCBI's taxonomy places the organism in Eukaryota, Metazoa, Echinodermata, Asteroidea, Valvatida, Acanthasteridae. Gene Ontology annotation, cellular component: nucleus; tRNA-splicing ligase complex. Gene Ontology annotation, biological process: tRNA splicing, via endonucleolytic cleavage and ligation.